AUGGCAAUUGCUUGGAAAGACGCACAGGAGGUAUUGGAGGCUGCCUCCGACCCCCAGAAGCUGACGGAAAUAGCUGAAAAGCUCUCUACAGAAGAGGAGAAAGCGUAUUCAAGAAGUUUAAUAGAAAGCGAAAAAGAUGAACCUCUACUCAAGCCAAACCCAAGACGAUGGGUGGUUCUGCCUAUUCAAUAUGCAAAAGUAUGGGAUAUGUAUAAGAAAGCAGAAGCUUCCUUUUGGACUGCAGAAGAAAUAGAUAUGCAUGCAGACCUCACAGACUGGGCUCGUCUCGAUGAAAAAGAACAACAUUUUAUUAAACAUGUUUUAGCUUUCUUUGCUGCUAGCGAUGGUAUUGUGAUGGAGAACUUGGCGGAGAGGUUUAUGUCGGAGGUACAGAUCCCUGAGGCCCGCAGUUUCUAUGCUUUUCAGAUUGCAGUAGAAAACAUUCAUUCAGAGACGUACAGUCUUUUGAUCGACAACUACAUCCGAAGUGACGCGGAAAAGGAUCAUUUGUUCAAUGCAAUUCAGAAUAUUCCGGCGGUUGCUGUGAAAGCUGCAUGGGCGGCGAAGUGGAUAAAUAAAACGAAAUCAUUUGCGGAGCGUCUCGUAGCUUUCUGCUGCGUCGAAGGAAUUCUUUUUUCGGGUUCUUUCUGCGCUAUAUUCUGGCUGAAAAAACGCGGACUUAUGCCGGGUCUGACGUUUUCAAACGAAUUGAUCAGCCGUGAUGAAGGUCUUCAUGCAGAUUUCGGAUGCCUCAUAUAUUCAAUGCUAAAAAAUCGACUUUCUAAAGAAGUUUUAAAUAAAAUCGUCAAAGAAGCAGUUGAAGUUGAAAAAGCGUUUAUUUGUGAUGCUCUUCCCUGCGAUCUCAUCGGCAUGAACAGCGCGUUAAUGUCGCAGUAUAUUGAGUUUGUUGCUGAUCGUUUGCUGACUUGUUUGGGGGGAGAAAAAAUAUUCAAUUCGCGUAAUCCUUUUGACUUUAUGGAUUUAAUUUCUUUACAAGGAAAAACAAAUUUCUUUGAAAAACGUGUUGGUGAUUACCAGAAAGCGGGGGUUAUGGUGCAGAACAAACUCGAUCAAACUUUCUGCCUCGAUGCAGAUUUCUAA
Molecule: messenger RNA, 1101 nt
Organism: Eimeria mitis
Lineage: Eukaryota; Apicomplexa; Conoidasida; Eucoccidiorida; Eimeriidae
Product: ribonucleotide-diphosphate reductase, small subunit, putative
Exons: 6
Coding region: 1-1101 (366 amino acids)
Biological process (GO): deoxyribonucleotide biosynthetic process
Molecular function (GO): oxidoreductase activity
Source: RefSeq, a predicted model, not a curated record